AUGGAUAAUACUCAAGAACUUCUAUCAACGUCAGUGACUUCAAUUAAUAAUGCAACUAGUUCUGGCAUAAAUAAUCGGGCGAAAAAAAAAAGAAAAUACCUUAAUCCGUUUAAAUCCGCAUUACUUCAACCUUUUGAUUCCUUAAAUAAUGAAAAUAUUGAUCCUGACAAGGCAUUUUUACUUUCUAUUUUACCGGAUUAUAAAAGCUUAGAUCAAUCAAAGAAAAUAGAUUUUCGUCAAUACGUUCAGACUUUUUUUAAAAAUCAAAACUCCUUUACUCAACAAAACACACAUCCGCCACAGCUAAAUCAAAAUUAUUCAAAACUGGUAUAUAACCAGCUACAUCAUCAACCAUCAUAA
Messenger RNA from Macrosiphum euphorbiae (potato aphid), 360 nucleotides. Lineage: Eukaryota; Metazoa; Arthropoda; Insecta; Hemiptera; Aphididae. The record is from the annotation of a GenBank genome assembly.